AUGCCUUCCGCAACCGGCUCAAACUGGGAAAAGUACCAGAAGACCUUUGCCGACGAUGAGGUAGAAGAGAAGAAGAUCACACCUCUAACAGACGAGGAUAUCCAGGUCCUCAAGACCUACGGUGCCGCGCCCUACGGAACAUCUAUCAAGAAGCUUGAGAAACAGAUUAAGGAGAAGCAACAAAGUGUGGACGAGAAGAUUGGAGUCAAGGAAUCCGACACAGGGCUCGCGCCACCCCAUCUAUGGGAUGUCGCCGCUGAUCGUCAACGAAUGUCUGAAGAACAGCCUUUCCAGGUGGCACGCUGUACAAAGAUCAUCGCUGAUGAGAAGGGUGAUGAGUCCAAGAGCAAAUAUGUGAUUAACGUUAAGCAAAUCGCCAAGUUCGUCGUUCAACUUGGAGAGCGGGUCAGUCCUACCGAUAUCGAGGAGGGCAUGCGAGUCGGUGUCGACAGGAACAAGUACCAGAUCAUGCUUCCCCUGCCACCUAAGAUCGAUGCGAGCGUUACGAUGAUGACCGUGGAGGAAAAGCCUGAUGUCACAUAUGGAGACGUUGGUGGUUGCAAAGAGCAGGUCGAGAAGCUGCGAGAAGUCGUGGAGAUGCCACUGUUGUCCCCCGAACGUUUCGUGAACCUCGGUAUCGAUCCUCCCAAGGGUGCGUUGCUUUAUGGCCCUCCUGGAACUGGAAAGACCCUCUGCGCUCGAGCUGUCGCCAACAGAACGGACGCGACAUUUAUCCGAGUCAUUGGUAGCGAGCUGGUGCAGAAGUAUGUCGGUGAAGGUGCUAGAAUGGUCAGAGAGCUGUUCGAAAUGGCACGAACCAAGAAGGCAUGCAUUAUCUUCUUCGAUGAAAUUGACGCUAUCGGUGGUGCUCGAUUUGAUGAUGGUGCUGGUGGAGACAACGAAGUCCAGCGAACUAUGCUGGAGCUGAUCACGCAGCUCGACGGUUUCGAUGCCCGAGGAAAUAUCAAGGUUAUGUUCGCCACCAACAGACCAUCGACGUUGGAUCCUGCGCUUAUGCGACCUGGACGUAUUGAUCGAAAGAUUGAGUUCUCACUGCCCGAUCUCGAGGGCCGUGCCAACAUUCUCCGCAUCCACGCCAAGUCUAUGUCCGUUGAACGGGAUAUCCGUUGGGAGCUCAUCUCUCGUCUCUGUCCCAACGCAACAGGUGCUGAGCUGCGCAGUGUGUGCACUGAGGCCGGCAUGUACGCCAUCCGCGCAAGGAGAAAGGUUGCCUCAGAGAAGGACUUCCUCAGUGCGGUAGACAAGGUCAUCAAGGGCAACCUCAAGUUCAACUCCACAGCCACUUACAUGCAGUACAACUAG
Messenger RNA from Fusarium sp. VM40, 1323 nucleotides. The record is from the annotation of a GenBank genome assembly. NCBI's taxonomy places the organism in Eukaryota, Fungi, Ascomycota, Sordariomycetes, Hypocreales, Nectriaceae.